CUAAAAAUUCGUUUGAUCACCAUGCGCAUGUCUUUGCAUGACCUUGUGAUUGUUUCUCUCGCUGCCUCGCAUCCAGAGAAUUUUGUAAAUCGUAGACAAAAUACCACAAUAUGUCACGAGUUCAGCCAGAUCAAUACCAGCUACGCGUUUUUACCUUGGUGUCGGAUGUGGUAUAUCGAUUUUCUUCGGAAGACUCAGGUGCAGUAUCAAUAUGAUUAAGAGGCUUGUUAAAAAUUUCCAGUGCGAUGAAUAUGCAGCUGCAAUUAUUCUGUUUAAGUACAGUUUCUGUUUGGCCUAAACUGCGCUAACGAAAGUAUUUUUUUUAAAAAUCGGCUUUCUGAAAACUGAAUGCAGCCGAAAAGAUGGGGAUACUGGACAAAAUAGUCAGCGCUCUGGGAACCGGUCCGAGAACGUACCACAUUCUGGUGGUUGGAUUGGACAACAGUGGCAAGUCGACUAUCAUUAAUUUCCUGAAGCCAGAUAAUCUCCGCGUCUCGGGAGAGAUUCCACCUACCGUUGGAGUAAAGAUUGAAAAAGUGAAGUACAAGAAUACCAUUCUCCAGUUUCAUGAUAUGUCCGGGCAAGGAAAAUAUCGAGCAAUGUGGGAACGCUGCUUCUCCGACUGUCAUGCUAUAAUCUUCGUUGUCGACAGUUCCGACAAGGUGCGCGUUGUGGUAGCCAAGGAGGAAUUUGACGGACUGGUUCAGCAUCCGGCGAUGCAAGAGCGCAGCAUCCCUUUGCUAGUCUUAGCCAACAAGAAGGAUCAACCAAAUGGCAUUGCCGCAACGCGCUGUUCCCAGUUGUUCGAGUUGGAGAAGCUCCUGGCCAACCGAACGUGGCAUCUGCAGGCCACGAAUGCUUUGACGGGAGAAGGUGUACACGAGGCUUUCAACUGGUUAACCGAUUAUCUUGCAAGCCUCCCGGCUGACGGAAGAGGACCUGACUAAAGGAAAACUUACGCGUCGAAAAUGCGUUCUGUAAAUACUGACUACUGCUGCUUUGUAAUAAAGCGAUGUUUCACUCAUUUUACUUUAUGUUAAGGAUGAUUCAUAGCUUCAUACGUGAUAUAGAUAUAUAAAAUUACCGGUAUGCUCCUUUAUAGAAUGUAUAUCGUUGGACGUUGUAUACCAAACACAUUCU
This is a messenger RNA of Paramacrobiotus metropolitanus, 1140 nucleotides long. RefSeq names its product ADP-ribosylation factor-like protein 6. Gene Ontology annotation, molecular function: GTPase activity; GTP binding. Bases 363 to 947 code for a protein of 194 amino acids. Gene Ontology annotation, cellular component: axoneme; cytoplasm. Gene Ontology annotation, biological process: intracellular protein transport; vesicle-mediated transport; protein localization to cilium. The transcript has 3 exons. NCBI's taxonomy places the organism in Eukaryota, Metazoa, Tardigrada, Eutardigrada, Parachela, Macrobiotidae. The record is from RefSeq and is a predicted model, not a curated record.